Vicia villosa (hairy vetch) is the source of this 772-nucleotide messenger RNA. Its product is annotated as T-complex protein 1 subunit alpha-like. Gene Ontology annotation, molecular function: ATP-dependent protein folding chaperone; ATP hydrolysis activity; ATP binding. The coding region runs from base 177 to 506 and encodes 109 amino acids. Lineage: Eukaryota; Viridiplantae; Streptophyta; Magnoliopsida; Fabales; Fabaceae. Gene Ontology annotation, cellular component: chaperonin-containing T-complex. Gene Ontology annotation, biological process: protein folding. The transcript is spliced from 8 exons. The record is from RefSeq and is a predicted model, not a curated record.
AGGUAGUAAGGUUGAAAAUCAAAACCCUUAAUUUGUAGAGAGUAUACUAGCAGAGUGAAUCAGUGGAAAGCCCUAGACACACACAAACACUUCGCAAUGGCGCUUGUUAAUCAAACCCCUGACAUCUCCAGCGAACGAUAAUCCGGCCAAGAUGUUCGCACCCAAAACGUUGUAGCAUGCCAAGCCAUUGCAAACAUCGUCAAAACCUCAUUAGAUCCCGUCGGUCUGUCGACAAGAUCCGUGAUUCUCAUCUUCUUCACAUUCAUAUUCCUUUCAUUUUUCACUUUGCUACCAUACUCAAGAUGCUCGAAGUUGAACAUCUUGCUGCUAAGGUUUUGGUUGAGCUUGCUGAACUUCAGGAUAGAGACGUUGGAGAUGGUACUACUUCCGUCGUCAUUGUAGCUGCAAGGCUUCUUAAAAGAGCAAAUGAUCUUGUUAGGAAUAAGAUUCAUCCAACCUCAAUUAUAAGUGGCUAUAGGAUAGCUUGCUAUGCGAGAGGCUUAUAAAUACAUAGAUGAAAAGCUGGCUGCCAAGGUUGAAAAGCUCGGAAAAGAUUCACUAGUUAAUUGUGCCAAGACCAGCAUGUCCUCAAAGCUGAUAGCUGGUGACAGUGACUACUUUGCAAAUUUGAUAAAUGAAUAGGAGACCUUGAUCCAAAACUAAAGAAAGAGUUGUGAAUAUUGAUGAAGUCAAUUGUUAAAUUUUAGUAGAUGGGACAUGGUUAAAUAGUAUAGUACUAAUUUUGUAAAUCAAUUCUUCAUUUUGAAGAGUA